CUCUCUAUCAAUCAAACAAAAAUCUGAUUAAAUAAAGCAAAAAACUUAAUUUCUGUGAUGCUCUGUCCCGCUUGCUACAGUUGACCAUUUACUUUAUAGGGAGACAUUGGUUUUGAGUGUUAAAUUCUCUUCAAUUAUUCCAGCACAAAAAAGGGUCUCUAGAAUAUUUUGCUUUUUUGGCUGUACAGUACAGCGCAGCAAGAAAAAUUUUCAGCAUAGAUUUUAUCAUUUGGAUUUUGGAGGAGUACUCGGUGGUUUUGGUGAUUUAGCAUUUAUGGCUGGCGGUGUCGAUUUGAUAUGCUUGGUGUUUAUGUGGAGCUUGUGGAGUACUUGUGAUGGUGCAACAAACACACUGAAAUCAGGUGAAAGUCUAGAUUCUUCAAGAUCAUUAGUUUCUGCUAAUGGGAAGUUCACUUUGAAUUUUCGUGUUUAUGAGCAUGAUGCAAACUUGAGUUACUUGGUUAUAAAGUGGAAUGCGAGUCAUAACUAUGCCUGGGUGGCGAAUAGAGAAACACCCAUUUUGUACCCUUUUGGAGUUCUUACAUUGGACAGGAACUACACAUUGAAGAUUACUCACAGAGAUGGGGGUGCUGUGGUGCUUUACUCUGCUGAUUCGAAGACCAUCAGUGGUGAUGUUGUGGCUACUCUUAUGGAUGAUGGGAAUUUUGUGCUGCAAGAAGUGAGUGAUGCUGGAUCGGUGAAGAGGGAUUUGUGGCAGAGUUUUGAUUAUCCUGGGGAUGUGCUUCUGCCAGGUAUGAAAUUAGGGGUUAACCGUAGUAAUGGGCAUCAUUGGUCACUUUCGUGCUGGUUAACUGAGAAAAGUGCAGUGCCAGGACCUUUCACUCUUGAUUGGGACCCUGAUGGACACGAAUUGAAAAUUAAGCGGCGUGGGGUGGUGUAUUGGAGUAGUGGAGUGUUUCGAGAUGGGAGUUUUGAAAAUAUUAAGCAGAAGAGGUAUAAUUUUAGCAUUGUUUCAAAGAAGAAUGAAGACUAUUUUAGUUACACUACUUUAGAUGAAAAUGCUGUAUCAGAGUGGCUGCUAACCACAAUAGGGCGACUAAAAGACUUUGAUGAAUCAAUUGAUAUUGCAAAAGCAGAUUCCUGUUAUGGGUAUAACACUGACAGUGGAUGCCAGAUUUGGGACCAGCCAACUAAGUGUGGGCGUUUUGGUGAUGUAUUUGAGCAAGAAAAUGGUUACUUUAAUCCAACAGAUGCUAGCGGCUCUACUGUAUCAUCAAGAAGUGAUUCAAAUACAAGUCUCAGUAUUAGUGAUUGUAAGGAUGCUUGUUGGGCAGAUUGUAACUGUCGUGGAUUCAUCUUUCUGUUUCCUAAUCAGACUGGAUGCCGGUAUUGGACUGGAAACUUUAAAUUCAUUGCAGACAGCGCAGGUUAUAGUUCAAGUGUUGUAUAUUUUUUAACAACAAAGUCAGACAGCAGCUCCUAUGCAGCGCAUAAGUGGAUAUGGAUUGGCGCUGCUAUUGGCACUUCUGUAUUUUUAAUGGCGGUUUGCAUCAUCUGCUGUCUAUUAAGAAGAAGAAAACUCUCCCUUUUUGGGAAGAACAAAGCAAAGAUUGAUGAGAAGGACCUGCUUGACUUAAGGGGAUCUGAUAUAUCAACUGAUGUCCACGGGAUUCAGAAUGAUGGAUCGAUGGGACAUGAUUUAAGAGCAUUUAGCUAUGAAUCUAUCAUGGCUGCCACAGACUGCUUCUCCUUACAAAACAAGCUAGGAGAGGGGGGCUUUGGACCUGUUUAUAAGGGAAAAUUGUCAUCAGGGCGAGAAGUAGCUAUAAAGAGGCUUUCAAGAGGUUCAGUGCAGGGAACAUUGGAGUUUAAAAAUGAAUUGAUACUCAUAUCUGAACUCCAACAUACUAACCUUGUUCAGCUCUUGGGAUAUUGCAUUCAUGGUGUAGAGAGGAUGUUAAUAUACGAGUAUCUGCCAAACAAAAGUUUAGACUACAUCUUAUUUGAUUCAACCAGAGGCAUGCUACUAGAUUGGAAGAAGCGUUUCAAUAUAAUUGAAGGAAUUGCUCAAGGAUUGAUUUACUUGCACAAAUACUCAAGAUUGAAAGUAAUUCAUAGAGAUCUUAAAGCUAGUAACAUACUACUUGAUGAAGAUAUGAAUCCCAAAAUUUCUGAUUUUGGUAUGGCAAGGAUUUUCACGGUUAAUGAAGUUGAAGCAAAUACUAAUCGGAUUGUUGGCACAUAUGGUUACAUGUCUCCUGAGUAUGCUAUGGAGGGAAUUUUUUCUGGAAAAUCUGAUGUCUUUAGUUUUGGAGUGUUGAUGCUUGAAAUCAUAAGUGGUAGGAGAAACAACAGCUUCCACAAUGCUCAUCGCUCGCUCAAUUUAGUAGGAUAUACAUGGGAGUUAUGGAAAGAAGGUGCAGGACUAGAUUUAAUGGAUCCAAGGCUAAGCGAUUCAUGUAAUAGAGAUCAACUGCUAAGAUGCAUACAUGUUGGUCUAUUAUGCGUGGAAGAAGAUGCAGAACAUCGGCCAACCAUGUCAGAUGCCAUAUCACUGUUGACAAAUGAAAGCUUGCCGUUACCUACACCAACAAAACCAGCAUUUUUCCCAGUAAGACGUGUGGCUGAAGUUGAUGUAAGUGGAAGCAAAUCAGAAAUUUCGUCAAAUGACUUGUCAAACUCCUUUGUUAUUGGGCGAUGAAGGCUUUAACAUUUGUCUAACAUAUGUUUGGUGUGCCUCAAAAUUAUACUUACAUGAAUGUGAUUGUAGCUUGUUUAGAAACGUUACUAGCUGGAACUGCAUAUGUGCCUGUGGCAGUAGGUGGAUAAACCACCUAGUUGUCCUGGCAGAGUUGGAACAACUGAGGACUUCUUUGUGGUUUGUGUUCCCCUGUACAAAAGUUUCUUAUACAUCAACACAUCUCCUCUGGAUUGUAGUUUGUACGUGAUAGGUAAUUGACAUGUAUACCAAGAGUUAGAAUUGUUUUGAUACUUGAUGUAUAUGAUGUGUACAAGUUUCCUGUCAUUAACAUCUUCAGCACUACUGUCAUGAUUAUGAGA
Rosa rugosa (rugosa rose) is the source of this 3021-nucleotide messenger RNA. Its product is annotated as G-type lectin S-receptor-like serine/threonine-protein kinase CES101. The coding region runs from base 275 to 2662 and encodes 795 amino acids. The record is from RefSeq and is a predicted model, not a curated record. Lineage: Eukaryota; Viridiplantae; Streptophyta; Magnoliopsida; Rosales; Rosaceae. Gene Ontology annotation, molecular function: ATP binding; protein serine/threonine kinase activity. Gene Ontology annotation, biological process: protein phosphorylation. The transcript has 7 exons.